CCUCCGUUAAUAGCACAAUUUCGCACUUCUUUUGGAAAUCAAACGUUAUGUAAAAUUUUGACAGAAACUGAAUCUGCAAAAUCCAGUGGGCUACUCCUUUCGGUCCUACAAUUUCACAAUCGAUAUCGGAUUAUCAAGGGUGCUUUCGCAAGUAAAGUCGGAACGAAAGAUUCAAGUUAAGGAAUCUAAACGAUCAAGGGGCCUUUCUAUUAUUAUGUCUUCACACGGGGAGGAUCUGCUUCAUUUGCCCAGGUCAAAUUGAAAAUCCUAUUAAUGCUUGCCAGGUGAGCGGUAUAAGAAUGAAGGUAGCUGGAAAAUUUAAACUCCAUGCUCACAUGGGCUGUUUUGAUCGUGGAAAUGAACCAGCGGUCAAGGAAGUGGCAAUGUCCUAUAUGUUUGAAGAAUUAUUCUUUGGAGAAAAUCAUCAUAGAUGCCAUGCCUAUUUCAAUCGGAUCACAUCUAAGAUGAAAAAUUGUGGGGAAGAUGUAGCAGAGAUUGAGGUGAAGCCUGAUGGCUCGUGGUGUGUUAAGGCAGAGCAGAGAGUGACCGCCAGGGUCUUGGGGAGCUUGGCCUGUGGCAUUCACCUAACGGAACUCUCUGUGCAUCCAUUGAGACAGAAAAUGGAUCAUAAACCAGUUAAACCUGAUGUCGUCGCUUCAGAUAGUAAUGCUGGUCUUUGACUAGGGGUGAUAAACAACCAGAAAGGUAGCCGGGAAAUCAGAUGAUUUUUAGGGAAUUUUACCUGCAUAUAUAGGUUCGAAGAAAUUUUAUUAACAAUGGCCAAAUUAUCCUAUGAGCAGCAGUGCUACUGGCAGUGGUAGAGAUUGUGAAGAUGUUAGUGUUUGUUAAUCAGGAUGGUGGGGGAACCCUUCAUUUCUGUAUGGUAAAUGGUAUUGAAUAUGAAACUAAUUCUCUUA
This is a messenger RNA of Salvia splendens (bonfire salvia), 917 nucleotides long. Its product is annotated as E3 SUMO-protein ligase SIZ1-like. The coding region runs from base 300 to 680 and encodes 126 amino acids. The transcript has 5 exons. The record is from RefSeq and is a predicted model, not a curated record. Lineage: Eukaryota; Viridiplantae; Streptophyta; Magnoliopsida; Lamiales; Lamiaceae.